Stylophora pistillata is the source of this 900-nucleotide messenger RNA. RefSeq lists its product as uncharacterized. The record is from RefSeq and is a predicted model, not a curated record. NCBI's taxonomy places the organism in Eukaryota, Metazoa, Cnidaria, Anthozoa, Scleractinia, Pocilloporidae.
AUGGUGAAAGUGAUUGGGGUUUGGGAAGGAUAUGUAGGGGAUAAAUGGUUAAUAAGAUCUGUAAUGUUGUUUUUGUCUGUCAACAAAAAUCCGUCGUCAAUGUAUCUACAAAAAAGGAAAAGUCCAGUGGUGUCGCGUUCCGAAAAGAAAGUUAAUUCCCUGAGCAGCAAAAUCAGGUCAGUUGCUGUUCACACCGGCGAGGCGAUUCAACUUGACUUCUUACAUAGAAAAAUCCCACACAUUCUAUACUUCAUCUCAUGUACGGCGUCUAUUUUAACACUCGUUGCACUUACUGUGGAUAGAUAUGUGGCCGUAUCGUCGCCAGUGAAGUACAAAACAAUGGUUACCUCCACAUCAAUUUGGGUGGCAGCGCUGGGGUUUUCCUUUGUAUACAUUGAACUGGGAUUCAUAUUCUACUCCUUUGUUUUUGCAAACACUACUGUUCUCAGCACGUUUGGGGUUCUAAUCUUUGUUCCCGUAGGAAUACUUAAAAGACUACGACAGAGAUCGAGAUAUUGGCAAAAGAGGAGAGCAGAGAAGGGGACGGGAUCUGAUGAACAGGAGAACCAGAAAAAUCCUGUCAAUACAAAGGACAGCAAGGCAACCAAAGCAUUAAUGAUUGUGCUUCUUGCAUUUUUUGCCUCGUGCACGCCAGCCUGUGUUAUGAUGUAUUUGUUAAAUUUUUGCUUAGGCUGUAGUUGUGUGUUGAUCCAUUGGUUGCGGGAUUUGCAAUGCUUAAUCGUUUUGUGUAAUUCUGGUAUCAACCCUUAUCUAUACGCAUGGAGGCUUCCUCAGUUCAAAAGAGCCUUCUACAAAUUUCUUUGUCUCAAGACACGUGCUAAGAUAAGUGACAUUACUAAAACAUCAGUUCACGCCACUGGCAAGCAAAAAACUAGCUAA